CUUUCCUCUUUGGGAUCAUUUUAUCCUAAACCGAGUCCAGUUGAAGCUCAACCGGAAUUGGGACAACCGUAAAUCCGUUAUGAAUUUGCUCGCUAUAAACUAUCGAUGCACAUCAACGGACGCCGGUUCCACCUUCAAUCUAUUCACAUGGCGGAAUUCUAUUUUCAUGGGUAGGAAGGGUAUUGGCCUCUGCAAUUUACGAAGGGUUCUCCCAGCUGGAUUAUCUUGUAGAUCAAAUGUAAAGACAAAAGUUUGUGCAAAGCGGAAAUCCGCGAGGAGAUUGGAAAGAAAUCGUGAGGAAGUUUCUAUAACGUCCUCUUCUGCUGAUGACAAUGCUCAAGAAGUGAAGAUGAACUCUUCUGAUAGUUCACCAAAGAACUACUUAAUUAAUAUCUCCUCAAGAAGUUCUGUGCUUCAGGCUUGCAUUAUUACUUCUGGUUUGAUUGCUGCUUUGGGUGUAAUAAUUCGACAGGUAUCUCAUGUUGCAUCGAUAGAGGGAUUGCCAGUGAUUGACUGCACUUCGGAAGUAUCAUUUAGUUUUGAGGUGUGGCAACUUCAGUUGAUCAUAGGACUGGUUGUUCUAAUAUCUUCAUCCCGCUUUUUCCUGUUGAAAACGUGGCCAGACUUUGCUGAAUCCAGUGAAGCAGCUAAUCGGCAGGUGCUCACUUCUCUUCAACCUUUAGAUUAUGCGGUAGUUGCCUUUUUGCCUGGGAUUAGCGAGGAAUUGCUUUUCCGUGGUGCAUUGAUACCGCUCUUGGGAUUCAACUGGGCAAGUGUCGUCGUGACAGCUGCCAUUUUUGGCAUUCUACACUUGGGUGGUGGCCGGAAGUAUUCGUUUGCUAUAUGGGCAACUUUUGUUGGGCUUGCAUAUGGCUAUGCGACCAUAGAGUCCUCCAGUAUCGUUGUGCCGAUGGCUUCUCAUGCAUUGAAUAAUCUGGUUGGAGGAAUUCUGUGGACCUACGAAUCAAGGUCUUUAGAGAAUCUUGAGGAUUGAAAACGAUGUAAACGAACUGAAAGCUGCUGAUUGGUCUCCUCGAAUGUGUGUACGCACUCAUAGGAUCUAAAAUAAACAUAGUUUAACUAAAACAUAUACAUGUAUUAGCAGUCCCGAGAUGUGCGAUUCAAAUUUAAGUGAGUAAAUACAUUGUGUAUAUAAUAACUAUUCAUCAAUAACAGAUAUUUUAUUUCUAAACUUUUUA
Messenger RNA from Cucumis sativus (cucumber), 1199 nucleotides. RefSeq lists its product as hypothetical. Gene Ontology annotation, molecular function: metalloendopeptidase activity. Lineage: Eukaryota; Viridiplantae; Streptophyta; Magnoliopsida; Cucurbitales; Cucurbitaceae. The transcript is spliced from 8 exons. The record is from RefSeq and is a predicted model, not a curated record. Gene Ontology annotation, biological process: CAAX-box protein processing. Gene Ontology annotation, cellular component: membrane. Bases 80 to 994 code for a protein of 304 amino acids.